Pelodiscus sinensis (Chinese soft-shelled turtle) is the source of this 3227-nucleotide messenger RNA. NCBI's taxonomy places the organism in Eukaryota, Metazoa, Chordata, Testudines, Trionychidae. The record is from RefSeq and is a predicted model, not a curated record.
UUCGGGGUGCAGGAGACGGGGAACCCCCAACGCGCCGUCACAAUAUUAUUCAAGUUUUGUAUCAGCAUUUUGACAGACCCCACCCAUAGAUAGAAAUAAAGGAGUGAUGUGUCAUCGGUUGCGCUGAUAACGACUAUAGUAAGUGAAUGACAACAUUUGAUUGCCUCAAAAUACCUGACUGUGAGCGAAGUAUCAUUGGAUGCGAGAGAUGUACAAGUGAGGGAUAAGGUCGCUAAACACGGGUAUCAGUGCGGUACAGCUGCACAGGUAGCGAAAUUCUCGCAACCUACACUGACAGAUGCAAGAGUCACAUGGAAAGGGAGAGCAAUAGCUUUGGCAAAACGGAUUAAUGCGUGAUUCAUAGCAAACGAAUUACAAUUGCAAAUGUGUCCCCGUAACUCUUCCCAGACACAGUCCGAUUGGCCACUGAGAACAAUGGGGUCGGUCGUCCAGGGGGAUAUCGGACUCCCUAAUCCCCACAGAGCAGAACGCUGCGUAUUUAGACAGACGCUGUCAAAUAGCAAAGCCAGGGCGAGCCCAGCCGCGCGGGGCUGCAGUUAUUGGCUGAGGCGCUGAGCGCCGCUGUUCACCAAUCAGAGAGGGAGACGCGCCGAGCGAUCCACCCCGCCCCUCUCCGCCCGCAGCCACAGGGACCCGAGUUCAGACAGUGUCAGUGCGCGGAGAUCAGACCGAUGGGCGACGCUGGCUGACACAGGCUUCGGACUUCACUCCCCGUCUUUCCGAAAGUGGGUCCAAGGACAAAAUCCAACCCGGGAGGUUCCCUCGCGGGAUCUCGGCGGCGUCACAGCAGCAGCAAAGCUAUGGCGGGUGAACGCAGGCUCCGGCACCGGAUGGCGCGAGUCCUUCUCUGCUGUGCCUUGCUCUCCGUUUCGGAAGCGCUAUCCGGGCAGACUCGGUAUUUCAUCCCGGAGGAAAUGGAGAAAGUCGACCUGGGGCUGCACGCGGAGCAGCCCUCGGAGCGCGGAGUCCGAAUCGUUUCCGGAGGUAGGACGCAGUACUUUGCUCUCAAUGCGGAGAGCGGCCAUUUGAUCACCGCGGAGCGCAUAGACAGGGAGCGGAUCUGCGGCCGGGCGGGGAAGUGUCUGCUGAGCUGUGAGCUCAUAGUGGAGGAUACAAUGAAGCUGUACGGAGUGGAAGUGGAAAUCACGGACAUUAAUGACAACGCCCCCAGCUUCCCGGCAGAAGAGUUACAUUUAAAAAUCAGUGAAACAGCGGCCCCCGGAUCGCGGUUUUCCGUGCGUCAGGCAGAGGACCCAGACGUGGGAUUAAAUUCCAUCCAGAGCUACCAGCUCAGCAGCGACGGGCAUUUCUCACUGGACCUUCAGACGGGACCGGAUGGAGUGAAACACGCGGAACUCGUCCUGGAAAAGUCCCUGGACCGGGAAGAACAAGCCGUUCACACGCUGAUCCUCACGGCCACUGAUGGGGGAGACCCGGUCAGAUCCGGCACUGCGCAGAUCCGCGUUACUGUCCUCGAUGCUAAUGACAACGCGCCGGUUUUCAGUCAGCCUGUCUACACGGUGAGUGUGUGGGAAAAUGUGCCGGCAGGGUCCACGGUUCUCACAGUAAAGGCCACCGACCUGGAUGAAGGAGUCAACAAAGAGGUGACCUACUCGUUCCUCAAAAUCACAGACAAAGCUGCUCAAACAUUCCACAUGGACUCUGGGACGGGGGAAGUGACACUGGUGGGGAACUUGGACUUCGAGGAAUCCGCGUUGUAUGAAAUCGAGGUGCAAGCGCAAGACGGGGGAGGCCGAUUUGACAAAUCCAAAGUUGUGAUCGAGGUUAGCGAUGUGAAUGACAACGCCCCGGAAAUCGCUGUCAGGUCCCUCAUAAGCGCGAUCCUCGAGGACGCUCCCCCCGGGACUGUGGUCGCCCUUCUAAACGUCCAGGAUCCGGAUUCGGGCGAGAACGGGGAGGUCACGUGCUCCAUACCCACCAAUCUGCCGUUCCGCUUGCAGAAGACAUUGGACAAUUACUACAGCUUGGUGACUGACAGAGCCCUGGACCGGGAGCGGGUCUCGGGUUACAAUGUGACGGUCACAGCCACAGACCGCGGGACUCCCCCGUUAUCCUCCACCACAAGCAUCUCAGUGCAACUUUCGGACAUAAACGACAACGCGCCCGUCUUCAGCCAGACAUCCUACACUGUGUCCAUCCCCGAGAACAACCCCAGCGGGGCCUCCGUGUGCUCCGUGAGGGCCACUGACCGCGACUGGGGGGAGAACGCCCGAGUGACUUACUCUCUGCUGGAGGGCGAGGGCCGCGAAGCUCCGCUCUCCUCCGCCGUGUCCAUUAACUCGGAGACCGGGGCUGUGUACGCGCUGCGCUCCUUCGACUACGAGCAGCUGCGGGAGCUUCGGUUCCGGGUGCAGGCUCGGGACGGGGGGUCCCCGCCGCUCCGCAGCAAUGUCUCCGUCAGGCUCUUGGUGCUGGACCAGAAUGACAACAGCCCGCACAUCCUGCACCCCGCCUCCCCCAGCGAUGGCUCCACGGGAGUGGAGCUGGCCCCUCGCUCCUCCGAGCCGGGCUACCUGGUCACCAAGGUGGUGGCGGUGGAUGCGGACUCCGGGCAGAACGCCUGGCUCUCCUACCAGCUGCUGAAGGCCACGGAGCCGGGGCUCUUCUCGGUCGGAGUCCACAGCGGCGAGGUGCGGACAGCGCGCUACUUUGUGGACAGGGACGGCCUGAAGCAGAGCCUGGUGGUGCUGGUGAAGGACAACGGGCAGCCCCCUCUCUCGGCCACCGUCACUGUCACGGUGGCGGUGGCUGACAGCAUCCCCGAGCUCCUGUCGGACCUGAGCAGCCUCUCGGCUCCCGCGCAGCCGCAGUCCGGCCUCACCUUGUACCUGGUGAUCGCGGUGGCGUCCGUGUCCUGCGUCUUCCUCACCUUCGUCAUAGCGCUGGUGGCCCUGCGGCUCCGGCGGUGGCGCGAGUCGCAGCUGUUGGACUCCUCGAGUGGGACUUUCGGCGGAGUUCCCGUCUCGCACUUCGUGGGCAUCGAUGGGGUCAGAGCGUUUCUCCACUCCUACUCCCAGGAGGCGUCGCUCAGCGCGGGCUCCGGGAAGAGCCAGUUCAACUUCCCCCAGUCAAACUAUGCAAACACUCUGACCAGCGAGCAGACGUGUGAGGUAAAGGAUCCUUUCCUAAUGGCCGAGGAGUUAAACGUUAGUAACGCGGAUCAGUCCUCCAUUCAGGUGAGCUAA